This is a messenger RNA of Contarinia nasturtii (swede midge), 3554 nucleotides long. RefSeq names its product annulin. Lineage: Eukaryota; Metazoa; Arthropoda; Insecta; Diptera; Cecidomyiidae. Gene Ontology annotation, biological process: peptide cross-linking. The coding region runs from base 1042 to 3420 and encodes 792 amino acids. The record is from RefSeq and is a predicted model, not a curated record. The transcript has 12 exons. Gene Ontology annotation, molecular function: protein-glutamine gamma-glutamyltransferase activity.
UGAUUCAAUCAUGUAAAUAGUGAUGUCACAUAAAUUUGACGCGAACAGUAACUCAUUUUUGGCUAUCUUGAAUGUAUGCAAAUGUAUAAAUGAAAAAAAAUCCCUAAAUUUGUUUGGUGAUUAAGUUUAUUUGAGUCGAUAAAAUGUUUGCAUUAUUAUGAGUGAAAUUCUAUUGUUAUUUUGAGUUUGUUUGGCAUCAGCAUGCAAUUGAAAAAUGAACUGAUAUUGAUUUAAUCGUAAGCGUAACGUACAAAUUACAAGUGAGCCUGUGUAAGUAAGCAUCAAGGUUUCGAAAUUUGCGUAAUAUGCACCAAAUCAAUAGUGAAAUCGCAAUGCAUUAGACAAUUUUAGUUGAGUUUAUUCAAAGAAGAAAAAAAACAUUCUCUGCUCGAAUUGUAUGUUGAUCAAAAUCAAAUGACGGAGGAUUUAGGUCGAACAGUUUAUUAUUGUUUUGUCAAGUGCCGAAUAAGUAUUUCCAUUAGCAUGCAUUUAAGCGUGUCGAUUUGCAUUUAAAAUCUUUCGUCGGAAACUUAAGAAACUAUUUGAACAAUUACCGCCAGACUGCAAUUUGAAAAACCUUUUCAAAACAUUGUUUAAGUGCUUUUGUUUUCAUCAGUGUCACGUUCGAACGAUUUGAGAUCAUUUCAUAAGCUCAAGUGACUUCACAUGUUAUUUAAUCGUUGUGCACUUUUAAUCGGUGAGCAUCUUCGUAAAUUCUAAAUCGUUUUUUUUUUUCGAUCUCAACUUUUCGUUGAAUUUCGCUUCGAAUGUAGAUCAAUGUGACGACUGACCAUAAAUAGACAAAUAAUGUAAACAAGAUUGUUAGGCGAUUAACAUACGUAUGGACGGUAGAAAAUCCAGUGGGUGGUCAAUGUGAGUCAAGUUCGUCGAAAAAUUCACAUCUCGUGUAGUCAUAUUUCCAGUGUAAACGAAAAAAAAAACAAUAAAAAAUGUAAAUACAUAAACAUAUGGUGGUUUAGAGUUUAAAAAGCAACCAAUACUAUAAAAGAAAUAGCCAUAAAAAAUAUAAAUAAAUAAACAAUGGGAAAUUCAUGUACCGCACCGGUAACAUGUGCCAAACGAUUUAGAAACUAUUGUUCGCGAUGUUUUUGUUGCGACUGUUGUGACCGACCCAAAUUUGGACGAAGUUUGGAUAACGAUACUGUCACAAUGAACCCGAUAUCAAUAGUGAAACCAAUUUCAAUCAUGAUGGCUCCGCUUGAUGAAACCGAUUCACUUUCAUCGUCGGACGCCUUAAGAGUACAUUCGUUAGAUUUGUGCAUUGAGAUAAAUGGUCGCGAACAUCAUACAGACAAAUAUGAUGCAAUGCAUCGCAGAUCAACGCUGAUCAUUCGCCGUGGACAACCGUUUCGAUUUAUAAUCAACUUUAAUCGACCGUUCGAUUCGUUUCGGGAUUCAAUUAGUUUCAUUUUCACGCUUCGGGGAGACGACCGACCGAAUCAUGGCCAUGGCACGUUGGUGGGAACAUCGUUGAAAUAUGACUCAAAUGAUUUGGGCGAUUCACAUGAAUGGAGUUGCAUUGUUGAUGGUAAACAUGGAAAUAGGUUGGAAAUUCUGGUAAAACCAGCCGCGAAUGCAGCUAUUGGAGAAUGGAAUUUUGAUAUUGAUACACAACUAAGUCAAGGUGGCGGCGCAGCCACAUUUAAAAGCCCAAACUCAUUUUAUAUCCUGUUUAAUCCAUGGUGCAUCGAUGAUCUGGUUUAUAUGGGAGACGUUGCUCAGCGCGAAGAAUACGUUUUAUCCGACUCAACGCUAAUUUAUCGGGGAUCAUAUAAUCGAAUGAGACCGACGAUCUGGCAGCUGGGCCAAUUUGAACGAAAUGUUCUUGAAUGCGCUUUGCUACUCAUAUCAACGAUUGGUAAAAUUGCGCCUGCAUUUCGUGGCGAUCCUGUGAGGAUUGCUCGAGCUCUAUCGGCCAUUGUUAAUUCACAAGAUGACGAUGGUGCUGUAAUGGGAAACUGGACCGAAGAUUUUUCGGGUGGAACAGCACCAACGAAAUGGGUCGGCUCUGUGGAAAUACUCCAACAGUAUUACGAACGGCGAAAACCAGUCCGAUAUGGUCAAUGUUGGAUUUUUGCUGGAACAUUAACAACAAUUGCUCGCGCGAUUGGCAUUCCAUCAAGAAUAAUUACAACAUAUUCGUGUGCACACGACACUCAAGCAUCACUGACCGUCGAUUACUUUGUUGACGAAAAUGGUAAAAUUCUGGAAGAAUUGAAUGCCGAUUCAAUCUGGAAUUAUCAUGUUUGGAAUGAAUUAUGGAUGGAUCGUCCAGACUUGACAAAUGGUUCAUUGACGUACAACGGAUGGCAAGCGGUGGAUUCAACGCCACAAGAAAUGUCCGAUGGGAUCUACCGUUGUGGUCCGUCUCCAGUGAAAGCUGUCAAAUAUGGUGAAGUUCUUCGUCCAUACGAUUGUAACUUUUUAUACGCCGAAGUGAAUGCGGACAAAUUGUUUUGGCUCUAUCGCGGUCCGUCUCAGCCGUUGAAAUUGAUGCGUAAAGAUACUUUGGCCAUUGGACAAUUGAUAAGCACAAAAGCUGUUGGCCGAUUUGAUCGCGAAGAUAUCACUAGCACAUACAAAUUUGCCGAAAAGACACAAGACGAACGCGAUACCAUGUUGAAGGCCUUGAAACAAGCGAACAGCGCAUUCUCAAGAUUCUAUUUGAAUGAAGAAUUCAACGAUAUUCACUUUAGCUUUAAUCUAUUGGACGACAUAAUAAUCGGCGAAACAUUUGUUGUGUUGUUGCAAAUAAAAAAUCGAUCAACACGUGACUCGUAUCGUGUGUCGGGUUCAUUGUUGCUUGAGUCAGUUCUUUACACCGGACGCAAUCGUGAUCGUAUCAAAUCGAUUGAUUUUGAUCAAAAAAUUCCACCCGAAUCGAUUGAGGUCAUUGAAAUGGAAGUGACAUUUUACGAUUAUUUUAAGAAGCUACUCGAUCAAGCGGCGUUUAGUGUUAGUUGCAUCGCCAAAGUACAUGAAUCCGAUUACGAUUACUAUGCUCAAGACGAUUUUCGAGUACGAAAACCAGAUGUUAAAAUCAGGUUACAAGGUAUACCUGAAGUUGAUAAACAAAUUGAUGUGGUACUUCGAUUAAUCAAUCCAAUGCCAGUUGCACUGAAAAAUUGCAUAUUUACCGUACAAGGCACGGGAUUGGAGCGCCAAAUACAGCUUAAGGUGUCUGAGGUGCCUGUAGAUGGAAUUGCUUUAGCUAGCUUCAAAUACGUUCCACCAUAUGCUGGUCGUCUUACGUUUGCUGCAAAAUUUGUUUCAAAACAACUCAAUGAUUGCGAUGGUUUCAUUGCUUUUGAAGCGGCACCACGGCCUAGUGAUGUUUAUGCGAAUGGACACCAUCGACCAAGGGACUUUGUUGUGCGAAGAACCAAUGUUAUACCAUAAACUGACCGUUACUUACAAAGCGUAAAUCAAAGGUUUACCUAUUUCUGCACGUUUUUCAAAGAUAAAAAAAACAUUCGGCUCAAUUCCCACCCAACUCAAUUAAUCUGCCUAAUAAUAAUAUAUAUAGAAAAAUG